AUGAGCUUUGAGCUGCCGGAGCUUUUUGUCAACCCGCCGUUUGCGUGGGGGCCGCCGCCGAAGGAGAUGGAAAUGGGCGGCAUGAAGGUGCGCCUGUACCAGAAGACAGACGCGAUUUUCCCAAGCGACUGGCUGGAGGCGACGGCGGAGCAGGCGACGGAGAAGAGGCAGUUCACCACCGUCAAGGACGAGAAUCGGCUGAAGGCGCUGCGCAACCUUCGCGCGAAGGAUCGCCGCCAUGGCCCGGAGCGGCGCUUCGUGAAGCGUCCGCAGAACCCGCGCAGCCACUUUGCCAACAAAGUUAAGCGGAACCUGACGCUUCUACCAGACACCGUUCGGGUGCCAACGGAUGUGCGUAUUUUUGCCGAGUUCACGCAGGCGGAGCUGGCCAAGAUGCAAAACAUUCACGAUGCCCCGAUUGUGACAGACAUCUCCCUUCACAACUGUCCCUUGGUCUACAACAGUGCUAUGGAAAAAUCGAGCUGUAAGGCUCCCAUACGCCUCGACGAAAGCAAUAAAAAUCAGGAGUUUUUUGCCCGCUCGAAUACUGGGGCCGAUGGGCCGCUUCGCGAAAUCCUCAAGACGAAGGCGACUGGGACGCAUCCCAUUGUUGUCGCCACAGACGAGAUUCUCGCUCUCAUGAUGACGUGCAGCCGUAGUGUGCAUCCCUGGCAUCUUGAGAUUUUUCGCUACAACCGUAUUGUGUUUAUUUCGAAGGCGGAGAAGAGCAAUAUUGAGAUGCAGUGGGUUGGGGAAACAGCCGACGCCUCGCGUCGCCCCGUGGAAAACGACCCCAUUCAAUCUGAGCGCAUCACUGCUCUCGCGAAGGAGUCGACGGAGGUAAACAACGCGUUUGUCGCACAGGCGUGCUCAAAGACGCGUUACCAGAUGAAGUGUGAGAAGAACCCGUUCCCUGGAACCCAGCCGCGCCUGUAUCGCUAUCGCCGAUUUGUGAUGCACGCCGACACGGAGGACCGCUACGACCUAAUUGUGCGCUGUGAGGUGGACGCGGUGGAGGGUGACAAGUACGUCCGCAUCUUUGGGCUUCUGGAGCAGUGUACAGGGGGGGCGGAAAGCGAGUGGCGCAAGACCUUGGACGCGCAGGCGGCCAAGUGGAUUUCGGACGAAUACCGCAGGAACGCGCAAAAGAUGUCCCGCUGGGUGUCUCUCUGCCACUUGUCAGGGGCCUUAAUGAAGAUUGGCUUCGUGUCGCGCAGCUACAGGAGCAACGGGACGCUGGACCCGACCAAGCACGAGAUUCUCGCCACGCAGACGAAGGACCCCGGCCCGCUCUCCGCCCAGCUUGGCAUUAAGGUGGGGAACAUGUGGGCCAUUGCCGACGCCAUCAUCAUGGCGGUGCUGCGGCAGCAGGACCUCAGGGAGGCGCUUCUCGUCAAGAAGAGUGGCGAGCAGUCCAUUCUGCUCAUUGAGAAGACGGAAGAUGAGGACGACGAGGAAGACGACGAGGAAGGCGACGAUGAUGACGAGGAUGACGGCGGAGACGAGUAG
Messenger RNA from Trypanosoma conorhini, 1509 nucleotides. Its product is annotated as putative eukaryotic translation initiation factor 3 subunit 7-like protein. Gene Ontology annotation, biological process: translational initiation. The record is from RefSeq and is a predicted model, not a curated record. Bases 1 to 1509 code for a protein of 502 amino acids. NCBI's taxonomy places the organism in Eukaryota, Euglenozoa, Kinetoplastea, Trypanosomatida, Trypanosomatidae. Gene Ontology annotation, cellular component: eukaryotic translation initiation factor 3 complex; cytoplasm. The transcript has a single exon. Gene Ontology annotation, molecular function: translation initiation factor activity.